UCUCUGCCUGUAGAGAAGCCAGGGGACAAGAGUGGGAGCAGGGUGUGAAGACAGGCCCUCUCAAGACUUGAGGGGAUGUAUUCAAAGCCAGCUGGUCUGGCUUUGAGGCUAAUCAAUGGACAGAGUGACAGAGAGAAUCAAAAAGGGGAUGAGCUGUAGUGUGAACUAAAAGACGAGAUAAGAAAAGUGAAUUCACUCAAAGGAAGAAAGGUGGAAGCUGGAGCAGGCUCUGUGAAAGUGUUGCUGGAUCAACAGAUUACGGUGUGCUGAAGAGAAUAGAUUAUACUGAGGAGAGUGAAACAGAGCCCACAAAAAGAGAUACUGCUGCACAAUGUUCUAGGGGAGUGGGGCAAGAAAGCGUGCUGUAUUGAUACUGUUGACGUGUCUGCAAGACCGAAAAAGACACAGCCAUGGGGCGGAAGAAGAUACAGAUUACCCGAAUUAUGGAUGAGAGGAACAGGCAGGUUACCUUCACAAAGAGGAAGUUUGGCCUGAUGAAGAAGGCCUACGAGCUGAGCGUGCUGUGUGACUGCGAGAUAGCCCUCAUCAUUUUCAACAGCUCUAACAAACUGUUCCAGUACGCCAGCACAGACAUGGACAAAGUGUUGCUGAAAUACACAGAGUACAAUGAGCCCCACGAGAGCAGAACCAACUCUGACAUUGUAGAGAAAUUGAGAAACAAAGGCCAUAAUGACUGUGCUAGUCCCGAUCCUGAUGACUGUUUCGGGCACAGCCCCCUCAUGGAUGACCAUUUCGGCAAACUAAGCGAAGACAGUGAUUUAAUGUACAAGCGCUGUGGUGCGCUAAACAAGAAAGAACACAGAGGUUGUGAUAGCCCGGACCCCGAUGCCUCAUAUGUCCUCACUCCUCACACAGAAGAAAAAUAUAAAAAAAUUAAUGAGGAGUUUGAUAAUAUGAUGAGAAAUCAUAAAAUCCCCACGGCGUUGCCUCAGCAGAACUUCUCCAUGCAUGUGGCGGUGCCCGUGUCCAAUCCUAACGCCAUGUACCAGGCGGGAGGGAAUCUGGGUAGCCAGGCCCUGGCAGCAGCCACGGCCUCACUGAAUGACAGCGGGAUGCUGUCCCCUCCGCAGGCCUCCCUGCACAGGAAUGUUGGCUCUGGUGGAGGAUCACAGAGGCCCACCAGUGCAGGCAGUGCAGGUGGCAUGCUGGAUACCACAGACCUUUCAGUGCCAAGUGGUGCGGGCUCCAGCCCAGCGGGGAACGGCUUCGUUAACCCCAGGGGCUCGCCGAGCAUCCUCAGCACACCCAGUGGCAACGGCCUGGGUAAAGUCAUGCCUACUAAGUCUCCGCCGCCUCCUGGGGGGAACUUAGGAAUGGGGAACCGCAAGCCAGACCUGAGGGUUGUCAUCCCUCCAUCGAGCAAGGGGAUGAUGCCCCCGCUGAACACCCAUAGGAUAAGCAGUUCCCAGUCCACCCAGCCGCUUGCCACUCCUGUUGUGUCUGUUACCACCCCCAGCUUACCCCCACAGGGCUUGGUCUACUCAGGCAUGCCCACCGCCUACAAUCCUGCUGAGUACUCGCUGAGCAGUGCGGAGAUCUCCUCCCUGCAGGGCUUUGGUUCUCCUGGGCUCUCUCUGGGCUCCAUGUCUGCAUGGCAACAGCAUCAACUAGGCCAGGCAGCUCUUAAUUCUUUGGUUGGUGGAAGUCACCUACCUCAGGGCUCCAACUUAUCUAUCAACACCAGCCAGAGCAUAAACAUCAAGUCUGAGCCAAUAUCUCCGCCCCGCGGGCGGGUCACCCCAUCCGGGUUCCCCCCGCAGCAGCAGCCGCAGCAAGGAUCCAGCCGACAGGAGGUCCUGGGACGCUCGCCCGCCGACAGCCUCAGCUCGUCCUGCAGCUCCUACGAUGGCAGUGACCGCGAGGACCACCGGGCGGACUUCCAUUCUCCGCUUGGACUUGGAAGACCCCCUGCUGUCUCUGAGGACAGGGAGAGCCCCUCGGUCAAGCGCUUGCGCAUGGACACUUGGGUGACAUAAGGAGCUUUGAUCUGGUCUGCAGUCGCCAGCCAGACAGAUAGAGGAAGGGAGGGAUUAGACAUGGGGAUAAAAGACAGAGCAGGGGUCCUUAGAGCUGUCAAUAUUAAUAUGAUUCAACUCCACCUUAAUUUGUAAUUCUGAGAUAUAAUGUUAGAAGAUGUCAGGGCAUAUCUCAGUCAUUUCUCAAACUGAUACAGGAGGUUUAAAUAAUCUAAACGAAUUUUGUGUACAAGCAGGUGUAUCAGGUACUUUCUGCAGUUUAGAGGACGUCUGCAGCUGAGAGAAAUUUGUUAAAAUAAAAUAGGCGGUAGAUUAUUGUAGCCACUGGUCUAGUCAGACACUUACUUGUAGUUGCUGUUUUGCUGUUGUGCUCGCAAGUUCGCAAACAAUCCCAGAAAUUUGUGUCGCUUUCAGGCUAAGGACUCUCUAAUUACAUAUGAUGUUCACUGCAAGAACUGUGUUGAAAUCCAACGCUGCAACCACACAGGUUUUGAUUUAAACAGGGUCUUUCAAGUUUUAUUUAAACCCUUAGGAUCAAUAGAUGCAGAGCACAUUGAGUCAAAGUCAUCCAGGGCUCUUUAAUAAGCUGAGAGAACUUUAAAACAACAAUAUGGGAGGUAAAAAUAAAAUAGUUUCAGAAUUUAUUGCAAUAAUUAUAAUUAAUUUUAUAAUUUCAAAGAGUAUGGUGUAUAAAUAAACAGUUAAGAUGAUGCAAACCUGUCCAGUUGAGCUGGUUAGUAAGCCAACACGUUCACAUUUAAGCAACAGUCCAUCGGUUAAAUAAGCCAAAGCUGGAAUUUAUUAGUUGUUUUGUACAGUUGCUGUAAUCUCUUUACAGUUCGCUCAAACGCUGCCUCUUCUUCUUUAUAUAUAUUUUUUUUCACACUUUGUAUUUUUAAUUGUGCUUUGUUGCGUGGUAAACAUCCACAAGAAGCAGAUUCUUCAAUCAGAUAUUGAAAAGCCAUGGACAUUUGCUAGUCUAUUUGUACAAUGUAAAAAUUUUGAGCCAAGCGUUUUGUCUUUCUUUUGUCAUUGUUGUGUAAAUAGCAACUUUAAUAUAUAUAUUGCCAGGGUGGUGAGCACACCGUUUUCAAGAAAGUAUAUUUUUGUGGUUUACAGCUGAGUUUACAGUAAGUGGACCCUUAAAAAAGUCACUGGUCCAAAAUUUACGAUUUUGUUGAGUCAAUUCAGCAUAAAUUCAGACAUGUUUUUGGUUAAUUGUUGGUUUAUUCUUGUUUGCCCUCAAUACACUUUAAAAUGAACUCGAUAAGGUCAAACUUGUA
This is a messenger RNA of Cyprinodon tularosa, 3280 nucleotides long. RefSeq names its product myocyte enhancer factor 2aa (gene mef2aa). Gene Ontology annotation, molecular function: protein dimerization activity; DNA-binding transcription factor activity, RNA polymerase II-specific; RNA polymerase II cis-regulatory region sequence-specific DNA binding. Lineage: Eukaryota; Metazoa; Chordata; Actinopteri; Cyprinodontiformes; Cyprinodontidae. The coding region runs from base 411 to 1997 and encodes 528 amino acids. Gene Ontology annotation, biological process: heart development; positive regulation of transcription by RNA polymerase II; cell differentiation. The transcript has 11 exons. The record is from RefSeq and is a predicted model, not a curated record.